Molecule: messenger RNA, 2179 nt
Organism: Tachyglossus aculeatus (Australian echidna)
Lineage: Eukaryota; Metazoa; Chordata; Mammalia; Monotremata; Tachyglossidae
Gene: KLC2
Product: kinesin light chain 2
Exons: 16
Coding region: 185-2083 (632 amino acids)
Biological process (GO): microtubule-based movement
Cellular component (GO): cytoplasm; membrane-bounded organelle; kinesin complex
Molecular function (GO): kinesin binding
Source: RefSeq, a predicted model, not a curated record
AGGGAGGGAUGGAGGCGGCGGCGGCGGGUCCUCGGGGCCGCCGGGCUCGCUGAGGCGGAGAGACUACUGAGAGAGCAGCGGUCCGCCGUCCAUCUCCGCAGCCCGACGCCUCCCUGCCCGCUCCGGACCACCACCUCGGCGUCCCCCAGGCCCCGGCCCCGUCGUCCGCCAGUCCCGUCCGGCCAUGGCCACCGUGGUGAUCCCCCGGGAGGAGAAGCUGAGCCAGGAUGAGAUCGUGCUGGGCACCAAGGCGGUGAUCCAGGGCCUGGAGACCCUGCGCGGGGAGCACCGGGCCCUGCUGGCCUCCCUGCUGGACGGCGUGGCCGGCCGGGAGCCCGACGGGGGCCCGGAGCCCGCCGCUCAGGAGCGCUCCGGCCUCCUACGCCGAUCCCUGGAGGCCAUAGAGCUGGGGCUCGGGGAAGCCCAGGUGAUCCUGGCCCUGUCGGGCCACCUGGGCGCGGUGGAGUCGGAGAAGCAGAAGCUGCGGGCGCAGGUGCGUCGCCUGGUGCAGGAGAACCAGUGGCUGCGGGAGGAGCUGGCCGGGACGCAGCAGAAGCUGCAGCGCAGCGAGCAGGCCGUGGCCCAGCUGGAGGAGGAGAAGCAGCACCUCCUCUUCAUGAGCCAGAUCCGAAAGCUGGACGACGACGGGUCCCCCACCGAGGAGAAGGGGGACGUGUCGAAGGACUCCCUGGAUGACCUGUUCCCUAACGAGGACGAGCAGAGCCCAGCCCAGGGCCCGGGCGCGGGGGACGCCGCGGCCCAGCACGGGGGCUACGAGAUCCCGGCCCGCCUGCGCACGCUGCACAACCUGGUGAUCCAGUACGCCUCCCAGGGCCGCUACGAGGUGGCCGUGCCGCUCUGCAAACAGGCCCUGGAGGACCUGGAGAAGACGUCCGGCCACGACCACCCAGACGUGGCCACCAUGCUCAACAUCCUGGCCUUGGUCUAUCGAGACCAGAACAAGUACAAAGAGGCCGCUCACCUGCUCAAUGACGCUCUGGCCAUUCGCGAGAAGACCCUGGGCAAGGACCACCCGGCCGUGGCGGCCACACUGAACAACCUGGCGGUCCUGUAUGGCAAGAGAGGCAAGUACAAGGAAGCCGAACCUCUGUGCAAGCGGGCCCUGGAGAUCCGGGAGAAGGUGCUGGGCAAGUUCCACCCGGACGUGGCAAAGCAGCUGAACAACCUGGCGCUGCUCUGCCAGAACCAGGGCAAGGCAGACGAGGUGGAAUACUACUACCGGCGCGCCCUGGACAUCUACCAGGCCCGGCUCGGCCCCGACGACCCCAACGUGGCCAAGACCAAGAGCAAUCUGGCCUCCUGCUACCUGAAGCAGGGCAAGUACCAAGAUGCGGAGAUUCUGUACAAGGAGAUCCUGACCCGGGCCCAUGAGAAAGAGUUUGGCUCCGUCAACGGGGACAACAAGCCCAUCUGGAUGCACGCGGAGGAGAGGGAGGAGAGCAAGGACAGGCAAGAUGACAGCACCCUCCACGGGGAAUACAGCAGCUGGUACAGAGCCUCCAAGGUGGACAGCCCCACGGUGAACACGACCCUGCGCAGCCUGGGGGCCCUGUAUCGGCGCCAGGGCAAGAUGGAGGCCGCGCACACGCUGGAGGACUGCGCCAGCCGAAGCCGCAAGCAGGGCCUGGAUGCCGCCAGCCAGACCAAGGUGGUGGAACUGCUGAACCAGGGCGGGGGGCGAGGCGAGCGGCGGGCCGGCCGCGAGGGCGCCUCCUCCUCCUCCUCCUCCUCCUCCGCGGGGCCGCGGGCCGACGCCGAGCCCGACGACGUGGGGACCCCCGCCGAGUGGGCCGGGGACGGAAGCGGAUCCCUGCGGCGCAGCGGCUCUUUCGGGAAGCUCCGGGACGCCCUGAGGCGCAGCAGCGAGAUGCUGGUGAAGAAGCUACAGGGGGGCGGCCCUCAGGAGCCCCCGAACCCCCGGAUGAAGCGGGCCAGUUCGCUCAACUUCCUCAACAAGAGCACGGAGGAGCCCGUCCAGCCUGGAACCACCAACCUGUCGGACAGCCGGACGCUCAGCUCCAGCUCCGUGGAUCUCUCGCGGCGCAGCUCUCUCGUCGGCUAACGGGGAGACCCGCCCCCCGGCACCAUCCCGCUGCUUGUCACAUGUCGGGGGCGGAGGGGGGGCGUCCCUGUUUCUGCCCACCUCGAUUCUUCCCCU